Macroventuria anomochaeta is the source of this 900-nucleotide messenger RNA. RefSeq lists its product as uncharacterized. NCBI's taxonomy places the organism in Eukaryota, Fungi, Ascomycota, Dothideomycetes, Pleosporales, Didymellaceae. The record is from RefSeq and is a predicted model, not a curated record. Bases 1 to 900 code for a protein of 299 amino acids. The transcript has a single exon.
AUGGCAUAUUGCUUUGAUGGAAUGAAGACUUUGUUCCUUAACAGUGGUGUGGUUAGUCCACCUCACAUUGUUACAGGGAACAAGGGAGCUUUUAAAGGAGUAGAAGAUCUACUCAACUUUCUUUUCCUAGUGGACGAAAGGAAAAGAUCAGGCUGGGCUUGGAAACCAUAUCGCCAGAUCCUGCAGAGAACCCUGGAUGUUCUAGAAAGAGAGCUGGGUUAUCGAAGAUCUCAGCUAUGGCUAGAUCAGUUUCUACACCUGGUUCGCCUAACCCACUGGAUCUUACCUUAUCCAUCAGACCGUGCGCUCAUUGAAUCAACAAAGACUAGCCAGGAAAAGGGGCUAUCUCGAAAGCUUAUGUGGUUUUCAGCAGUCUUCAACCAUCCUACACUGGCUGUACAGCAGCCUGAAGAGGACAACCCUAGGACACUUCAUGUCUUGUUGUACAAAGCACACCGCAGCACUAGCAGAGAUGGUAGCAUGAACACAUCCUGGGAUGCUUUUCAACUUAUCAAAGCUUGUAGUAAACAAGGGAUCAUGAUACUUGGCAUAGAUGAGUCCAAGGAGUAUUGGAGCAGUGGCAGGAGGAGUGCUGGCUUACAAGGAUGGCUGCCAGUCUGGGAGCAAGGGAAGACUCCUCUACUAGAGAUGCAGGAGAGAGUUAGAGGGUUAAGCCUUGAUGAGCUAGAAGGACUAAUGGUUGGAUGGCUUGAGGAACACAGUGAGCUGAUACAUAGUGCCAUUCAUGAAGGAGAGGUUCCCUCUUUUGCUACUAAUAGACCUAGAGAAAAUACUUCUCAGGCCCAGGGUAGCACAGGCAGGGCAAAAAGCAACCAACUGGGAUAUGCUGGUAGUAGCAAAGAAAACCAGACAGGCAGUCUGUAUACACCAUCUGAGUAG